CGCCGGGAAGAGCCGGGGGAGGAGGCAGCGCCGGAGUCAGGGAUUCUGUCUGUGGUGCCCACCGAGCGCUGGACCAGCGGCGGUCCUGUGCACCUGGCCUGCGCUCGCGCGCGCUGCUCCGGGUCCCCCAGGCCCAGGCGCCGGCGGCUGCGGGAGGCCAGUGGGGUGUGCGGAGGGAGGCCAGGAGGGCGCGGGCGCCCUGUGCACGAAGCAGGCGUGAGGCGGCCGGGGGCCGGGACGCCAUGUCGAUGGAGGACCCCUUCUUUGUGGUGAAAGGGGAGGUACAGAAAGCAGUCAACACUGCCCAGGGGUUGUUUCAGAGAUGGACAGAGCUCCUCCAGGACCCCUCCACGGCCACGAGGGAAGAAAUCGACUGGACCACCAACGAGCUGAGAAACAACCUCCGCAGCAUAGAGUGGGAUCUAGAGGACCUUGAUGAAACCAUCAGCAUAGUUGAAGCAAAUCCUAGAAAAUUCAAUCUCGAUGCAACCGAGUUGAGUAUAAGAAAAGCCUUCAUCACAAGUACUCGGCAAGUUGUCAGGGACAUGAAGGAUCAGAUGUCAACUUCAUCUGUGCAGGCAUUAGCUGAAAGAAAAAAUAGACAGGCGCUUCUAGGAGACAGUGGCGGCCAGACCUGGAGCACUGGGAUGACAGAUAAAUAUGGGCACCUCGACCGCGAGCUCCAGUUAGCCAACUCCCAUUUCAUCGAGGAGCAGCAGGCACAGCAACAGUUGAUCGUGGAACAGCAGGAUGAGCAGUUGGAGCUGGUCUCUGGCAGCAUCGGGGUGCUGAAGAACAUGUCCCAGCGCAUUGGAGGGGAGCUGGAGGAGCAGGCAGUUAUGUUGGAUGAUUUCUCUCACGAGUUGGAGAGCACUCAGUCUCGGCUGGACAAUGUGAUGAAGAAACUUGCAAAAGUAUCUCACAUGACCAGUGAUCGGCGCCAGUGGUGUGCCAUAGCCAUCCUCUUCGCGGUCCUGCUGCUCGUGCUGAUCCUCUUCCUAGUGCUGUGAGGGGUGACGUUCCUCCCACGCACAACACACAACGCACAGACCCGAGGGGAGCAGGAGAAGCAGCACGCCGACGUUGCCGUCUCCUCACGUUCCUCUCCGGAAAACAGCCCGCACUGACUUUCCUCUUUGUGACCCCACAAUUGAGACAGCUCCUCCGUCCCCACGCUGCAAGGGCCGUGGGAAGAGGAAGUGGACGACUGCACGCGCCUGGCGCCGCCUGUCCUGUUCUGAGGACAACGGGCCACUGCUUUGCCUCCCUGGACUUCAUUCCCCCUGGAGGGCCUCUGAGGAAUCCAGAAAAAUUCGCAGACUCAGUGUUGGCCGUUGCUCAUUCCCUCCAUCUUUGGCAGCUCUUUUCUCCUGCUCAGCCCCUUCCGCUGCUCGGCACGCCGCUGUUCAUCCAAAAGAACCCUGUCAGGAAUGUGGCUCCGGGUAGGUUUCCUUUCCCACUGUGGUAGCAUUCCUGAGCCCCCGAGAGCUGGUUAUUAAUGGGGACAGAGGGCUCAGAAGCAGUUGGUGACAGAAAAUGGGGUGAUUCAUUUUUCAGGGAUAAGUGGUAGGAUAAAAUUGCUUUUCCAGGCACAUUUUUUUGUGGUAGGAAUAACUAACGGGAAAUAAUGAAAGGCGCUGGGCUUCGGGGAUGCUGACAACUCGUGGCUUGAAUUGAAGGGGGAAGGAAAGGGCAGCAGGACCUGAGUGCACUGCCAAGGGAAGGGCGGGCGAGGUCACGGAGGUCAGAGCCUUGCUGAAUUCCUGUUGCUAUCCUACAGCCUCCUCCCCAGAGGAGCAACUUGCAUUUUUAGGGUGACCCCUAAAUGUCUGGCUGCUGAGCAGCUCAGUGGCACCCUUGAAUGGAUUAAGACGGGGAUUAGCCUCAUGGACAGUUGUUUUAUCCCUGUGUCACUCUACAUUGAGGGAUGGGGUUGGGAGUGGUUAACACGUUGAUUACAUUUACUCGUUUACUGUAAUGACAAAAAAGGCUAGUUCUGGACCAGACUUUUCUCACCAUCACAAGGAUUGGUAGGUGAACUUGGUUCUGCUUUCCCAAGAUGACAACUCGAUCUGAUCAUCCAUUUGGAUGACUUAGCCAACCCAAAUUUAAAUGACAGACGCUUUAAUUGAGUUUUAGUAGCUGAAACUGCUGAGACACUAAACUUCAAGCUUCUGAUGACUUUAAAAUGCCUCCAGCGUACCUGUGUACAUAGGAUAUUUUUAUAACC
Messenger RNA from Ceratotherium simum simum (southern white rhinoceros), 2230 nucleotides. It is a transcript of the gene STX6, whose product is annotated as syntaxin 6. Gene Ontology annotation, cellular component: membrane. The record is from RefSeq and is a predicted model, not a curated record. Gene Ontology annotation, biological process: intracellular protein transport; Golgi vesicle transport. Gene Ontology annotation, molecular function: SNAP receptor activity. Lineage: Eukaryota; Metazoa; Chordata; Mammalia; Perissodactyla; Rhinocerotidae.